Molecule: messenger RNA, 1518 nt
Organism: Glycine soja
Lineage: Eukaryota; Viridiplantae; Streptophyta; Magnoliopsida; Fabales; Fabaceae
Product: B-box zinc finger protein 24-like
Exons: 3
Coding region: 393-1109 (238 amino acids)
Biological process (GO): photomorphogenesis; regulation of DNA-templated transcription
Cellular component (GO): nucleus
Molecular function (GO): zinc ion binding
Source: RefSeq, a predicted model, not a curated record
CUCUUCCUUAUUCUGAUACGUAGGAUCUUUCACCCUUUCACCAAUUGCACCCUCCUCCAGUCACUUCCUUUUCCAUGGCCCAAACACUUUCUCCCUCCAUUUAUUACCUACCACUGUCACUAUGAAUGCUCUCUUUUGUUUUUCACCUUCUUCUUUUUUUUUGUGUGUUCAUCUUCAACUUCAUCCAAACCUUUUACACAUCAUAUUUUCGGCUUAGAACAACCAAAAGCAAGUUCACAUUGUCUUGUCUUUUCGGGUAGUGGCUGUAGAGGAACCACUCCUGUUUUGUGCGCAUAUUGAUAUUGGAAUAGUCUUUCUCUGAACCCCAUUUUCGCAAAAAGGAAGAAAGAGAGAGAGAGAGAGAAGAGAUAUACACUGCCAAGAAGAAGAACAUGAAAAUUCAGUGCGAUGUGUGUGAGAAAGCCCCGGCAACCGUGAUUUGCUGCGCAGAUGAGGCAGCUUUGUGUGCCAAAUGUGACGUUGAAGUUCAUGCUGCAAACAAGCUUGCAAGCAAGCACCAGAGGCUUCUCCUUCAAUCUUUAUCUAACAAGCUUCCCAGAUGUGACAUAUGUCAAGAUAAGCCAGCUUUCAUAUUUUGUGUUGAGGACAGAGCACUCUUCUGUAAAGACUGUGAUGAACCUAUUCAUUUAGCCAGUAGCCUUUCUGCAAACCACCAGCGCUUCCUUGCUACUGGUAUCCGGGUGGCUUUGGGUUCUAAUUGCACCAAAGGCAAUGAAAAAGGUCACGUGGAACCAUCUAAACCAAAAGCACAAGAAGUUCCUGCGAAAAUUCCUUCUCAGCAAGUGCCUAGCUUCACAUCCUCUUGGGCAGUUGAUGACUUGUUGGAAUUAACAGACUUUGAAUCACCAGACAAAGUUCAGAAGCAAUCCCUUGAGUUUGGAGAACUUGAAUGGCUAGCAGAUGUAGGCCUUUUUGGUGAACAGUUUCCUCAUGAAGCUUUAGCGGCGGCUGAAGUUCCUCAGCUUCCAAUGACUAGCAGUGUUGGCUCACACAAAGCCCCCAAAUCCUUGUUGUCUUACAAAAAGCCUAGGAUUGAAGUCCUAGAUGAAGAUGAUGAUGAGCACUUCACCGUACCAGAUCUCGGAUAAAGCACAUGGUCAUGUAAACAAUUGCCUGAAUCAGUAGGCAGUAGGUUGACGAGUUGUAUAUGCAUACUAGGUGCAGAUGUUAAUGAACUCUUCAAUGUGCCUGGUCUAGCUGAAGCUCAGGACCAUGAGGACUAUUGCAUGAAUCUGUAGAUUGAUGAGCUGUAUAUGCAUACUUCUCUUAGGACAGUAAGUAAUGAAGUAUGUUAACUAGCUUGUGGAGUUGAUAAAUAUCUCAUUUUAGGAGCUAUGAAUGGUUUGAUUUUUAGAAUAUAGCAUAAAUUAAACCUUAGGGGAUUAAAUUUUCCUUGCUCUUUGUGAUCAUCACUGUUUACAUCCUAUAGGUGCUCACACCACACAACAAUCCACGUGAACUUGAAUGGUUAAUUAUGUAUGCUUGUGUUGAAGAUCA